This is a messenger RNA of Acipenser ruthenus (sterlet), 1063 nucleotides long. Its product is annotated as myotubularin-related protein 10-like. The transcript is spliced from 5 exons. Bases 539 to 1048 code for a protein of 169 amino acids. The record is from RefSeq and is a predicted model, not a curated record. NCBI's taxonomy places the organism in Eukaryota, Metazoa, Chordata, Actinopteri, Acipenseriformes, Acipenseridae.
UUUGCAAACACUGCAAAGACAUGAGGAGAGCCGCAUUACUCUGGUGGUGCCGUAUUGAAUGAGGUUUGGCUGCACUGUGCUGCCGUAGAACACUGGAACGCCCUCCUAGUGACAGUCUAACAUGGCUGCUGUGGCAAAAGCGUAGAAACUCAGAACACAUUUGCUCUCCAGCUCUGGGCACUUAGUUCAGGGUGAAGAAGGGCGGAAAGAGACGCCUUUUCAAUCCCACUUUUUCAGGAAACUCAAAAAGGUAAUUUGUAAACUGAAUUCUUACGACUGACGCUUUCGUAGCCUGUGCAAAACUAGGUACAACAACAAAAAAAAAGAAAGGAAAAAAAGAGACAAGUCCUCUGACUGAAGAGUUUCCUUUAUGUGUCUGUGUGCUGAUGGGCACUGACGAGCAGUAUCGCUUCACGAAAAGGCUGGUUACAGCAACAGCUUUGCUCCCAGGCACGCUUACAAACGUGUGUAGGACCAGGACAGUGUACUGAGGACCACACUUCACUGGAUACGUUUGGGAAUUAGCUUGGCAGGCAGAAUGUUUCCCGUAAAGCCUCUGAAACCAACUUUCAAAUCCUACCUCCCUCCCCUGCAGACAGAAGUGAAGAACAGUCCCCAGCCAACUGUAAGGAAGUUAGAAGCAAAACUACUACCAGGGGAGAUUGUUGUCAACGAAGUUAACUUUGUAAGGAAAUGCAUUGCGACUGACACAAGUAAGCAAGACCUUUGGGGGAAACUGGUCUGCACAAACUUCAAGAUCUCCUUCAUUACUGAUGAUGCAGUGCCUCUUCUGAAAUUCCAAUACAGAAACAAGCUUCUAGGAGAACAUGACAUUCCCUUAACCUGCAUAGAGCAGGUGGUGACAGUAAAUGACGCAAAGAGGAAGCAGAAGGUGCUCGGAUCAAACCAGAAGCUCAAGUUUAAUCCCACCGAGUUAAUAAUCUACUGCAAGGACUUCCGCAUUGUGCGCUUUCGUUUUGAUGAAGCCGGGCCAGAGAGUGCAAAAAAGGUAACCCUAUUGUUCCUUGUGAUGAAAACAUGGCCAUAGCUGAUGGGUUAUAGU